This is a messenger RNA of Fragaria vesca subsp. vesca, 2398 nucleotides long. Its product is annotated as pentatricopeptide repeat-containing protein At5g04780-like. NCBI's taxonomy places the organism in Eukaryota, Viridiplantae, Streptophyta, Magnoliopsida, Rosales, Rosaceae. The transcript is spliced from 5 exons. The record is from RefSeq and is a predicted model, not a curated record. Bases 1 to 1992 code for a protein of 663 amino acids. Gene Ontology annotation, molecular function: RNA binding; protein binding; zinc ion binding. Gene Ontology annotation, biological process: RNA modification.
AUGUGUUUGACAGUGAGGGUUGGGGAGUGGAGAGAGGAGCCGUUGAGAGGUGGUGGCGGUGGAGGAGAUGUGGAGGGAGAGCUAGAAAACUUUUACCAUGCUGCAAGAAAUGGUAUGAGAACGUUAAGGAGAUACAAGGAAGGAUUGUGUAUCAGAAUCACUGCUCAGAUAUAUUGUAGAGCAUUCUCAGCCAUUAGCAAUGCUAAAGCUGAUAGAUCCAGAGACCAAGAAUGCCUUGUUUCGUUGGGCACAAGUGCCACUCAGUUAUCACUUUUACAUCAAAUCUUGCAAAGCAGUGCAGGAAAAGGUGCACCUAUGGAAGGAAAGGCCUGUCAUGCACAGAGUAUUCGUGUUGGAUUACAAUCAGACACUUUAACAUCGAACAUGCUUAUUAACAUGUAUGCAAAAUGUGGCUUACAUAAUUGUGCGAGAAAAGUAUUUAAUGAAAUGCCUGAAAGGAGCUUAGUUUCAUGGAAUACUAUGAUCGGGUCACUUGCCCGGAGUGGGGAGGAACAUGAAGCUCUUAGUGUUUUUGUAUGCAUGCAAAGAGAAGAAAACCAAUUUAGUGAAUUCACUGUUUCGAGUGUUCUGUCUGCUUGUGCCGCGAAAAGUCUUGUGUCUGAGUGUAAACAGCUGCAUGCUUUUGCUUUUAAGGCAGCUAUGGUCUUGAAUGUCUAUGUGGGGACUGCAUUGCUUGACGUUUAUUCAAAGGCUGGUUUGAUAAAGGAUGCAAGUUUUGUCUUUGAAUCGAUGCCAGAGAGGAGUGAUGUCACAUGGAGUUCAAUGGUUGCCGGGUAUGUGCUAAAUGGGCUUUAUGAGGAGGCUGUGCUGUUGUUCCACAGAGCUCGGAUGAUAGGAUUAGAACAUAACCAGUUUACAAUCUCUUCUGCUAUUUGUGCUUGUGCAGGCCUAGCAGCUUUGAUAGAAGGGAAGCAGGUGCAUGCCUUGUUGUUUAAAACUGGAUUUAGAUUAAAUAUAUAUAUCGUUUCCUCUUUGAUAGAUAUGUAUUCAAAAUGUGGUAGCAUUGAAGAAGCUUACACCAUGUUUCAAGAUAUGGAGGACAGGAACACUGUUCUGUGGAAUGCCAUGAUUUCUGGGUUUUCUAGACAUGCUUGCUCCCUAGAGGUGAUGAUCUUAUUUGAGAAGAUGCAGCAGGCAGGCAUGCUCCCAAGUGAAGUAGCGUAUAUAUCUGUAUUAACUGCUUGUAGUCAUAUGGGAUUGGUUGAAAGUGGAAAGAAGUAUUUCAACCUCAUGAUAACAGAACACAACGUGUCCCCAAAUGUUGUUCACUAUGCAUGCAUGGUUGAUAUUUUUGGUCGGUCAGGGUUGAUUCUUGAAGCCCAUAAUUUGAUAGAGGAUAUGCCAUUUGAGGCUACUGCUUCUAUGUGGGGUUCUCUGUUAGCUUCUUGUAGGAUCCAUGGAAAUUUAGAUUUAGCUGAGAUAGCAGCUAAACAUUUGUCUGAAAUAGAACCGAACAAUGCAGGGAACCUCAUUUUGUUGUCAAAUAUUUAUGCAGCAAAUAAUAAGUGGGAGGAGGUUGCACGAACAAGGAAGCUUCUUAAAGAAAGUGAGUUGAAGAAGGAGAGAGGGAAGAGUUGGAUUGAAAUCAAGGACAAAGUUCACUCAUUUAUGGUUGGAGAGAGAGCACAUCCUAGAAUUGCUGAGAUAUACUCUAAGUUAGACCAAUUGGUGGAAAAAUUAAGGACGAUGGGUUACAAGGCUGAGAUUGCACAUGAUCUUCAUUAUGUCGAAGAGAGCAAAAAAGAUGAACUUCUGAGGCACCAUAGUGAAAAACUGGCUCUGACUUUUGGUUUGAUGUGCUUACCCUCCAAUGCACCUAUCAGGAUCAUGAAAAAUCUUAGGAUUUGUGGGGAUUGCCAUUCUUUUAUGAAGAUUGCAUCACGUUGUUUGGGGAGGGAAAUCAUUGUCAGGGAUACUAAAAGGUUUCACCAUUUCAAGAAUGGUUUUUGCUCUUGUCGGGAAUUUUGGUGAAAUACUUGUGCUCCAUUAUCUAAAUGAUUACUUACUGUCAGCAUUUUGUGCACUUUCCUAGUUAUUGCUGAUCAAAGGGACCUAGGUAAUCGCCGAUCAACCAGCUGACGAAGGGGAUAAGGGAAACAGGGAGGCUACUGGACAGGCAAGUAGCGGACGCAUUAAGUUGAAAUUUGUUGGUCUUGAAGGCAUUAUGUCUAACUGAGAAAGAAAUGGGACCCUUGCGUUAGGACUCAUCAAGGGCAGACUUUGUGAAAGAUUUAAUUUUACCAAGUUCAAUGAUAUCUUUGUUAUUAUUGGAUUGAUGUCAGGCUCUGACAAGGAAAAUACAAGGCAAAGACAACAUAAUGUGUACAUGAUGAAGUGAUGAACCAAUCCAAUUGGUAGGUUUCUUAUUGAAAGAACA